Molecule: messenger RNA, 2178 nt
Organism: Pocillopora verrucosa
Lineage: Eukaryota; Metazoa; Cnidaria; Anthozoa; Scleractinia; Pocilloporidae
Product: proton-coupled folate transporter
Biological process (GO): transmembrane transport
Cellular component (GO): plasma membrane
Molecular function (GO): transmembrane transporter activity
Source: RefSeq, a predicted model, not a curated record
GUGGUUGGGCCCAGGCAUAGUGUAGUUCAAAGGCUGUGUUGUACGAUAUCGUAAAAACCUGACGUUACUGCAUUGCCAAUUCCUCAUCGUAGUAUCUCAAAUUAUUCCUCAACGCCAUGAGUUUUAUUCUACAUAAUAUAUGCUGUAUGUAUGGUAUCCUAAGAGAUCCCACAUGAUCAACUAAUCACAAGAUACCCACACAAUAUCACAUGGCCUCUUGCGGUAUCAGAGGAUCGUAAAAAUUCACUGCUGACUAUAAAUCAUAUAUAUCGCCAUUUGGGGAUUUGAAAAGGAAACACUGUAGUGGAUCGGAAGGUUACUCAACCAUUUACAGAGGGUUAAGUGACUAAACUGCUGUAAGUGAAGAAAAUGGUGAGGUAUUGGCCUGUUAUAGAGCUUCUUUCAUUUCUGAACUUUUUUGGAACAACUCUGUUGGACAUUAUCACUCAAAAGUACAUCUAUGGCAGUUCAGUGAAAGAUCAUGCAGAUUUUGAGAGACCCAAUUGUUGUAAAACAUUGAAUAAUGCUACCUGUGGUGGUUUAGAAAACCCUGGCCUCAUUUCAGCUGAUAAUGAUCAUUGGUUACUUUAUAUAAAUUUAGUGUCAUUUUUGGUAGCAAUGCCAUCAACAAUAAUUCUUGGAAUCUGGAGUGAGACUGAAGGACGCAGAAAUGUGUUGGUUGCUACCUUGAUAGGCAUUGCCUUACGUGCAGCUUUGUUUACCAUCAUUAUAAAGUUUCAAGCACCGUUGUACUUUUUUGUGAUUGCUAGUCUGAUGACAAGUGCGGUGGGAUACAACACUAGCUUCAUGGCAUCAUGUAUGGCAUAUACUGCCGAUAUUACAAGUAAUGAACAAAGAACUUUGAAAAUUAUGUGCUUAGAUUGUGCAGCAGGGAUUGGAAUUGGCUUGGCUUAUUUUAUUAGUGGGUUCUAUUUGGAAAGUCAAUCUUUCUAUGAUAUCCUCUGGCUUAUCAUGGCUAUUAUGGUAUUUAACAUUUUAUGCGUGAUCUUCCUACUGGAAACAAAUGUCUUUACCCACGAACUUACUCAAAUCUGCAGAUGCAGUGAUUUUGUGGGCAUUUGGAAAAUUUUCAGUCAUGAUCCAGGAAAUGGUCGAAGAUGGCGCUUAGUUACAUAUAGUGCUGCACUAUUUGUUGGUGGAGUGGUUUUUUAUGGGACAAAUGAUCUGAUUCUUUUUCAUGCCCAAACAUAUCUUUGUUUUACUCUGAUCCUGUUGGGUUUCUUAUCUGGUGCUCUAGCUCUGCGAUAUAUUGUAAGCCUGGUCUUUGUCAAGUUGUUUCAGACCAUCUUAAAAAUGGCCAAUAACCUGAUCAUUGAAGCUGGUUUACUGUCCCUUUUUGCUGGUCUUAUUGUGGCAGUAUUUAGCAGGACAACGCGUUUUUUGUUUAUUGUUCCAGCAUUUCAGUUUUUAGGUGGCAUGCCAUUAUCAGUGAUGAAAGCCAGUUUGUCUAGGCUGGUAGAACCUCAGGAACAGGGAACAUUGUUUGCGGUUGCCUCAUGUUUGGAGGCCUCAGCAGCCUUUCUUGGAGUUAUUCUAUUCAGUGAAGUUUAUGAUGACACAAGCAAGAUAUUAACUGGACUACCCUUUGUGAUAGGAGCCUUGUUACUGAUUGUUCCAGCUGGUCUUGUUGGAUUUUUGCACAAAAAUGAAGAUCCUACUUCAAGAUAUUUGUUUUUCCCAGAGGAAUCAGAGUGUGACUUUGGUCACCAGUGUACAAUCAGUGUCCGGUCAAAAUCUGCUCCAAAAACUGUCAGUGUGCCCGUGGUAUCUAAUGAAGACUUUGUUGUUGUGCAUCAUCAAAAUGAAUGCCAGACCAGCAAUGUGGCUACUAAUGGUCGCCUAAUGCCUGUAUAAAUUUUUGCAACUGAUAAACUAUUUGCACUCUGCCAAACUAACAAUUUUUCUAAUGGCAUUGUUCAUUGCUUAUCCAAUAACUACAGCCAUGAACAAGUGGUGUGAGAAAUUUUUGUCUUAGCUUUGCAGAUGGUGAAAAGGUCAUCUGCUUCAUAGACUGUCACGUUAAACCUGAUUUGAGUUGUCAUUAUAAAUGUUAUCAUCUCCAUUAUUAUUACUAUUAUUAUCAUCACUAGUAUUCAUAUAGACCAGUCAGUAUUAUAUCAUUAGUAAUAUUUUAUAAAUACAGCAUUUCGUUCCCUU